Messenger RNA from Polychytrium aggregatum, 1925 nucleotides. RefSeq lists its product as uncharacterized. The transcript has 5 exons. NCBI's taxonomy places the organism in Eukaryota, Fungi, Chytridiomycota, Chytridiomycetes, Polychytriales. The coding region runs from base 1 to 1668 and encodes 555 amino acids. The record is from RefSeq and is a predicted model, not a curated record.
AUGGCGCCGGCGCUCCCAAAUACCUUCCCGAGUCUGACGCCCGUCGUCUCAAGGAACAGCUCCAUACUCUUGCACCUCUGCCUGACUCUCCUGUUGGCUGUCGGCAUCAUGGACAAGCGCAACAUCUAUCAAGAGAAACUCUCGGGUGUGGUCUCGAACCACUUGACGAAAACUUGGCACCACUCCAAGUCCCUUAUCCAUGGCCGCCUGAAGAGAAUCCAGGAGUCGCAGGUCCAGCGACGCUGGCUUCGCGUCGUACUUGCAGUUGCGCUCCUGGGCGGGUGUAUUUUCCUUGCCCUCUACAAGCCUCUGCUUUCGGCGCAAUAUCUUCGUCGUAAAUGCCUCGAGAACAAGCCCCACUGCCUCUACGUCUUCAACGAGCUGGGUGUCGCGUUUGAUCCCUCCAGCAUCCAGAGGAACGUGGACGAGUACAGACUCAUACAUCACCCCGAUCGCGAAAUCUACAACACGACCUCGAUUCCCAACGUCAUCCACUUUGUUUUUGGCCUCUUUGAAGACUUUGAUGGAAUCCCCUUCGGCAUCCUGCAGUUUCUGGCCAUCAAGUCGGCGGCGGAAGUGCAUAGCCCUGCUGCGAUCUACUGGCACUAUCUCCACCUUCCUGCAAGCGAUAACCAUUGGUGGGUCCAAUCUCAAAAGUACCUUACCUUGAGACCAAUCGAUGAGACCUAUGUAAUCCAUAGCGAGAGCGCUGCCUCGCGCAAUGAGCUCUUGGAACUGGUCAAAAUCCACAUUCUUAUGAACGAGGGCGGCGCCGUUCUCGAUACGGACAUUAUUUCCAUCAAGCCGUUUGAUCCUGAGUGGAACGCCCAUGGGCGCUUUAUCAUUGGCCAGGAAAUCGAAAAGUCGCAGCAUGGCGACCGAGUCACACUCUGCCCAUCCGUGGUCAUGUCUGCCCCAAACUCUAGCUUCGUCAACCGAUGGAUUAGAAUGUAUGAGGAAAUCUCGAGCAGCAGCAGCACAAAGUACAACGCCGGAGCAGACUUUGACUUUCACCGGAUGUACGACCAACUCUGGAUAGAAGACCCUGAGGAUAUGAAUGUAUUGAAUGCCAAGCGGUUCUCGAACCCAAGCAAGGAUCCCACGAGCUUUGCGGCUGUGUUUUCCGACGACCAAGUCGCAGCGCUCGACUUUGAGCAGACCUAUGUUCUGCAUUCGUUUUCCCAGCGCCACUACGAUCUGUACUUUGUCAACAUGACCAAGCAGACCAUCAUGAACUCAAACAGCGCCUUUUCCAAGUUUACUCGGCCGCUUUUGUACGGGAUUCCAGAUAUUUCGGAAGACCAGAAGGCCGAGGAGCUGGCGUGGUAUCUGCGGCUCAAAGCCAUGGCCCAGGAGCGUCGGGAGCUCAUGAAACAGACCAAUAAGGCGUUCCGGGAUGCCCGCGCUCAGAAGCGGCAUGAGCAGCUCGACCGAAUGAGACGGCUGGCCGACUACAAGCGCAAUUUGGAGCUGCUAGAAAACACCGAGCAAGCCCGCGAAAUCGACCGGAUUACCGAGGAGAAGCAGCGGCUCAACGAAGAGUGGGCGCGACAGCAGAUUGAGAGCGUCAACUCGGAGGUCUUUGAGACAGAGUCGAUGCUGUGGAAGCGGCCCCGCCGCAAGGACAUGCUGAUCAACAAGUGCUUGAUCGGCAUCUGCGUAAUGUAGCGGCCAAGGAUGCCCUCCCCCAGUCACGCCCGGACCGGACAAGCACCUGCUGGCGACGCUGCUGAACGACUUGUCCGCAUUCUGAACCAGCGUCUGCAGCUCCGUGGAUGCUUUCGUCGAGGCCAAUGCCUCACAUGCCGCCCCAGCGGCUUGCACAAAUACAGUGCCAGCAUUUCUGUUCAUCGUCUUCAGGAUGCAACAGGCACAUUCUAAUAUAUCGUAUAUCACGAUCGCCGUCUCCGCCGGUUCCGUUUGGA